AAACCUGGGCGCAUCCCUCUUUCGCGCCCUGGCUUUACUGGAACCCAUCGAGCUCAGCGACAUUGCAAAGGAAACUUGUCGACAGCACCAUUGCCUACUUUCACGUCCUGGACUUUCUCGUGUCUGAACCUUUCUCGACCGGAUGCUGUUUUACAAUUUGCGUCUUUGAGGGUGGUUUCUUGCGGUGCUCAGACUCGUUCGAACGCUUGGCUUGAACAGAAGGGGGAUUGACUACAGAAGCUACUUUUGCUCAUCUGCUCGGAGGCGAAUGACGUGACGUUCGGAUGGUGGGAAACCGCACUGAUCCCUCAUUCCGUACGCUGAUCCACCACCAAUCUCGAGAACAAUGAAGCCCCCGCUACAACUACCCGGUUUACCAAGCUACUCCCUCUCCCAUGUACUUCCAACUCAUCGCUUUGCUUUGUGCAAUGUGGUUAGUACGUGAGCGGAUAGCCCAUUUCCCAAUCUGGCGGGCAGUCUCGAGGGCCAUAGCGCACCAGUUUCUGUUUUAUAUCCCGCGCUCGCAGCGAUGCAGAACAGCCCACACCGAGCCUCCCAUCCUCCAGCCACCCUUCCGAUCCAUCCCAGAUGACUCUCCUCGUCAGCCGCUUCCCGCGUCCCAAUGGCACGUUCGUCGACUCCAUCAGCACCGUCGAGCAGCUGCUCGUCCGGUACAUGACUGCCUUGCGCCGCAGAGAGCAGGAGGUCCAGUCGGGCAUGACUUCGAGUCAACUUCCACCCGACUUUCCUGUCACGCAGAGCAAGUUUCUUGCACGCAUCGACAAUUCGCCCGGCUAUUCGUUCUUCGCCAGCAUCAAGUACCGUGUGUAUAACCGCGAGCAAUGUUCCGGGUGGACGCUUUACGUCCAGUGGGAAGAGCGAAACGCCGAGCGGCCUACCGCCGUCGCGUCAUUCCGCAUUCCCAACACCAUCGCCGGGGAUAUAUAUCGCUCCGUGCAGAUCACCACCGACCUCGUGCUCGAGGCGCUCAUCGCCUCGCUGUACAAUGCGGCACCCGUCGCCCUUGUCGUGACCACCGGUCCGGUGUACCAAGAACCAGGGAACUCUGGCUGGCUGGCGCGCUAUGUCGAGUCGGUAGUCCUCCAGGUCGAUGCCAACGGCAAUCCCAAUGGCGCGCACGCGGUCCGUACUGUGGACCAGCGGGUCAUGUGCCCGUGUCUCGGAGCUGUGCAAGGAUGUCGGGCAUGGGUGCCGGCGAGCGCACAGCCUGCUUUGUGCAAAGACCACCUCGGAAUGCGAUAAGCGUAAAUGUGGAGAAGAAAGCAUUCGGACCCUUGUACUUGUAUUCACUGCAUGUAAGACGUAGUCAUUUGAGAACAAGAACACUUGAAA
Messenger RNA from Mycena citricolor, 1353 nucleotides. Lineage: Eukaryota; Fungi; Basidiomycota; Agaricomycetes; Agaricales; Mycenaceae. The record is from the annotation of a GenBank genome assembly.